Molecule: messenger RNA, 1081 nt
Organism: Impatiens glandulifera
Lineage: Eukaryota; Viridiplantae; Streptophyta; Magnoliopsida; Ericales; Balsaminaceae
Exons: 4
Coding region: 46-864 (272 amino acids)
Molecular function (GO): protein binding
Source: RefSeq, a predicted model, not a curated record
UAAUAUUUUACACGUUUGCUCUCUAAAGCCAGUUGUUACUCUUCCAUGCCGUUUGUAUCGAUGGUGGAACUUGAGCAAGAAUCCUCCGGCGCCGACCCAACUGAGAACUCGACCGAUACUUCCCUUCCCUGCGAUGGUGAAUUCGAAGACCAAGAACCCGAAACGGCAUCUCACAAACGGCGUAGGAAGAAAACCAGGGGAGGUGGGGUUUUAUCCAAUUCCAAUGAACUUGUUGCUCAGGAUCCGUUAGCCGUUUUCGGUUCGGAUAUCAUGGCGGCUAUGCUGAGUCGUCUUGACGCACGCAGCGUGGCACUGUCUCUCCUUGUAUCUCGAAGAUGGUAUGCAGUUGCAGCCAGCGACCGCCUUUGGACGAGCAAGUGUGAGGAGUUAUUGCUUGGGAAAGCACACAUACCCCGGUCAUCCCAAAACUCGAGCUUUUCAAAGUUAGUAUCCUACUCAUUGUCUGUCAUGGAUGGUAAACGGACUCGCAUUAUGAAGGAAGAUCUUUGCGACCAUGUGUGGGAGUUGCAUUUUAAGGAGGAAGCCCCUGAAUAUUGGAGAAACCUGGACCCUUAUUGGAAGGGAACAGGAUCCCCAAUGAAGCGUUACUUCCAUCCAGAUGGAAGCUUAAGUGCUGAUCCAAGGGACCCGGUUUGGGGAGGUCACGAGUCUUGCUAUUCAAUUGUGACGAGUUUUGUGGGGGAAGGGAUAAUAAGGGAACACUAUGUGAGAAUUAACAGAUGGCCUAGAAUGAGGGUCUUAAGGAUGCUAGAUUGGAGCUGGGAAAUGUCCAACAAUAUUUACUGCUACAGAAGUGUCCCUGAUGCUGAGAAAGGUGGGACUGGUCCACCAUUUCCUGUGUAGUUUUCUAAGCUUUGAAGAUCGAAAAACAACCUCCUCUUCUCUUUCUCGCGAGUAAUAAUAAGUACUUGGUGAUAGUUGCCAUAACAUGUAAUUAGUUGUGUUGAUGUUGUAUGCACUUUUAAGGUUAUGUUACUGUCACUGUUAUACAUUGAGAACCAACAGUUUUGCUUCUGCCUUCUUUUUUGGAACCAUUUUAUUAUACUUGUUCUUCUUCUUC